AUGCAUCUUCAAUACACACUUGACGCCGAAGGAAACAGAGUGUACACACUUAAAAAAGUCACCACUGAAGGUCAAGUUACUAAAUCUGCUCAUCCUGCUCGAUUUUCACCGGAUGAUAAAUUUUCAAGACAUCGUGUUACUGUAAAGAAACGUUUUGGAGUUUUACCUACCCAAUUGCCUUCGAAACCCAUGUAA
Molecule: messenger RNA, 195 nt
Organism: Melampsora larici-populina 98AG31
Lineage: Eukaryota; Fungi; Basidiomycota; Pucciniomycetes; Pucciniales; Melampsoraceae
Exons: 4
Coding region: 1-195 (64 amino acids)
Biological process (GO): rRNA pseudouridine synthesis; positive regulation of telomerase RNA localization to Cajal body; ribosome biogenesis
Cellular component (GO): box H/ACA snoRNP complex; box H/ACA telomerase RNP complex
Molecular function (GO): telomerase RNA binding; box H/ACA snoRNA binding
Source: RefSeq, a predicted model, not a curated record